GUUUCGGAUGAGCUACACGACCAGCGAAAAUGCCUCCACAAUCCGAUCCAACACCCAGCGGAGUCGUCUUCGAAACCGACACGCAGACUCCCGACCUGGGCUUAGCAAAAGAUGUGUCCAAACUAAAGCAUGCAGCCCCAAAGAAGUAUGAAUAUGUGUGGUUCAAUAUAUUCUGGUUUUUGUUCCUGCACAUUGGAUCUGCAUAUGGAAUAUAUCUUGGGUUGACUUCUGCUAAAUGGCAAACAAAUGUUUUCGCCUUCCUGGUCCACUUGAUGUGCGCCAUCGGUAUAGGAGCUGGAUCACACCGUCUCUGGACUCACCGCUGCUACAAGGCGAGGACGCCUCUCCGUAUACUUCUCAUGAUAUGGCAGACAAUGGGGUUUCAGGAUUGCAUCUUUGAAUGGGCCCGGGACCAUCGCACCCACCAUAAGUACGCCGAUACUGACGCCGACCCCCACAACGCAGAACGAGGCCUGUUCUUCUCACACAUGGGCUGGCUGUGUUGUAAGAAAAGUCCCGAAGUCAUCGAAGGAGGUCGACGCAUAGAUGUUUCCGACCUCUAUGCUGAUCCCGUUGUAAUGUUCCAGAAAAAACACUAUAUGAAAAUGAUGCCUAUACUAUGCUUCGUUCUGCCAACAAUAAUCCCAGUUCUGUAUUGGAACGAGACAUGGUUAAACGCUUUCUUCAUUCCAACAAUUCUUCGAUACACAUGUGGUAUCAAUGUGGUUUGGAGUGUCAACAGUUUUUCCCACACAUUUGGGUAUAGGCCUUAUGACAAAUCAUUGAACCCUCGAGACAAUCUCGGCGUAUGGAUGAUCUGUGUGGAAGGUUUCCAUAAUUACCACCACACGUUCCCGUGGGACUACAGGGCUACAGAGCUGCCUUUUUACAACAUGCUAACACCCACCGUUGUGUUCAUUGAAGCCAUGGCUAAAAUUGGUCAGGCUUAUGAUUUAAAAUCUGUGACACCUGACAUCGUCAAACAACGGUCACAAAGAACCGGCGACGGCACACACCAUCUAUGGGGCUGGGACGAUCCUGAGUUUACCGAAAAACUGAAAGAACGUUACGGCGUUGUUCACAAUAACCAAUCUAAAACUUCAUAGAUAAAUAUUAUUCUUAAGAUGGUGGAUGACAAAUUUUAUAAUAUGUCUUUAAGAUAUUUCAAAGUUAAAUUGUGUAAACUUUUAUUAAUCGACUGAAAAUCUAUUAUAUUAACUCUUAAUAUUAAGUAAAAUUUUGUAGUUUAUAAGCACUAAUAAAUAUUUUAUUUAAAACACAUAA
Messenger RNA from Leptidea sinapis, 1284 nucleotides. Its product is annotated as acyl-CoA Delta-9 desaturase-like. Gene Ontology annotation, molecular function: stearoyl-CoA 9-desaturase activity; iron ion binding. The coding region runs from base 30 to 1106 and encodes 358 amino acids. The record is from RefSeq and is a predicted model, not a curated record. Gene Ontology annotation, cellular component: endoplasmic reticulum membrane. NCBI's taxonomy places the organism in Eukaryota, Metazoa, Arthropoda, Insecta, Lepidoptera, Pieridae. The transcript has 7 exons. Gene Ontology annotation, biological process: unsaturated fatty acid biosynthetic process.